This is a messenger RNA of Phyllopteryx taeniolatus (common seadragon), 8849 nucleotides long. Its product is annotated as microtubule-associated serine/threonine-protein kinase 1-like. NCBI's taxonomy places the organism in Eukaryota, Metazoa, Chordata, Actinopteri, Syngnathiformes, Syngnathidae. Bases 466 to 5592 code for a protein of 1708 amino acids. Gene Ontology annotation, biological process: intracellular signal transduction; peptidyl-serine phosphorylation. Gene Ontology annotation, molecular function: protein binding; magnesium ion binding; ATP binding. The transcript is spliced from 27 exons. The record is from RefSeq and is a predicted model, not a curated record.
GUCGAGGAGGCAGUGGAAAGGGAGGAAGACAAUGACACGGAGCCGCGCUGGGAGUGGGACGCGUCCGUUGUUCUGCCGCAGCGGCGUCGCCUUUAUGCUCCGUCGAUCGGGCGUGAUGAUGAUGAUGAUGAUGAUGAUGAACUCUUGCACGGUGUCAAUCGCGUGGAUUUCUGGAUUUCUGGACCCGACACGGGAGGUGCUCCCGCCCCCUGCCCCCCACGUCCACAUCGCUUAACGUUAAGACUUUUAUUGAAUUGAUUCACGCCUGCGAUACAAGAUAUUCUUUGUCACCGUGAUUUAUACUCCGUUGCCGGUAAACGAUGUCCGCUCAGGCUUGGAUUUUUUCGCCAAAUUGACUCCACAAAUUGCGUGCUGGGUGUAAGUCACGUGACAUCGUGGCGUCGUCCUGUGAACUCGCUUAAGAAAAACUACAGGGGGCCGAGACACCCUCCGGGAGGUUUCACCAUGGACGACUCUGGCAUCAUUCGAAGGCGAAGGCUCCAGAAGGACCUUCCACUGCCACGGAAAAGUAGCAGCUGCAGAACGAGCAACAGGAAAAGUCUCAUCCUGACCAGCACGUCCCCCACCCUGCCCAGGCCUCACUCCCCACUGCCUGGACACAUUGGAAGCAGCCCAUUGGACAGCCCACGCAACUUCUCGCCAAGUGGGCCCGCCCACUUCUCUUUCGCCUCUUCAAGAAGGCCUGACGGUCGGAGAUGGUCCCUGGCUUCGCUGCCGUCCUCGGGAUAUGGCACCAAUACACCAAGUUCUACGUCGUCCAGCUCGUCCCAAGAACGUCUGCACCAGCUGCCCUUCCAGCCCACCGUGGACGAGCUGCACUUCCUGUCCAAGCACUUUGGCAGCACCGAGAGCAUCACGGACGACGACGGGGGCCGCCGCUCGCCGCACGUCCGUCCUCGCUCUCGGAGCCUCAGCCCGGGGCGCUCGCCGUCCUGCUACGACAAUGAAAUCGUGAUGAUGAACCACGUGUACAAGGAGCGCUUCCCCAAGGCCACAGCGCAGAUGGAGGAGAGGCUAGCAGAGUUCAUCCACAACUACUCCCCGGAGAGCGUUCUGCCUCUGGCCGACGGCGUCCUCAGCUUCAUCCAUCACCAGAUCGCCGAGCUGUCCCGAGACUGCCUGACCAAAUCGCGAGAGGGCCUCAUUACCAGUGUUUACUUCUGCGAACUUCAGGAAAACUUGGAGAAACUCCUGCACGACGCGUACGAACGCUCGGAGAGCUCGGAGCUCACCUUUGUCAUCGAGCUGGUCAAGAAGCUCUUUAUCAUCAUAUCUCGACCGGCCAGGCUGCUGGAGUGCUUGGAAUUUAAUCCGGAAGAGUUCUACCAUCUGUUGGAGGCCGCGGAGGACCACGCCAAGGAGGGCCAGUUGAUGAAGGCGGACAUCCCCCGAUACAUCAUCAGCCAGCUCGGGCUCACUAGGGACCCCCUGGAAGACAUCGUGAGCCUGGACAGCUACGACAGCGAAGGUCCGCACACGCCAGAGACGGAUGACUCGGCAGAGGGUAAAGGGAGAGCCAUCAAACCACCGAGUGAGGAGGACUUUCAGAACAUCAAACUAAUCAGCAAUGGCGCGUACGGGGCCGUGUACCUGGUGCGCCACAGGGAGACCCGACAGCGCUUUGCCAUGAAGAAGAUCAACAAGCAGAAUCUGAUCUUGAGGAACCAGAUCCAGCAGGCCUUUGUCGAGAGAGACAUCCUCACCUUUGCCGAGAACCCCUUUGUGGUUUCCAUGUUUUGUUCCUUUGAAACACGCAGACACUUGUGCAUGGUGCUGGAGUACGUCGAGGGUGGCGACUGUGCCACGUUGUUGAAGAACAUCGGGGCGCUCCCUGUGGAGCUGGCCAGGAUGUACUUUGCCGAGACCGUUCUGGCCCUGGAGUACCUGCACAACUACGGCAUCGUUCACCGAGACCUGAAGCCAGACAAUCUAUUGAUCACCUCCAUGGGCCACAUCAAGCUGACUGACUUUGGCUUGUCCAAAAUGGGCCUGAUGAGCCUCACCACCAAUUUGUACGAAGGACACAUUGAGAAAGACGCCAGGGAGUUCCUGGAUAAGCAGGUGUGCGGUACCCCGGAGUACAUCGCACCCGAGGUGAUUCUCCGUCAGGGCUACGGGAAGCCGGUGGAUUGGUGGGCGAUGGGCAUCAUCCUCUAUGAGUUCCUUGUGGGCUGUGUGCCCUUCUUUGGAGACACUCCCGAGGAGCUGUUCGGACAGGUCAUCACUGAUGAUAUGGUUUGGCCCGACGGUGACGACGCCUUACCCGAGGAGGCACAAGCCCUCAUCUCCGCCCUGCUGCAGACCAACCCUCUCGUGAGGCUGGGCACAGGCGGAGCGUUUGAGGUGAAGGAGCACCCGUUCUUCACGGAGCUCGACUGGAACAGUUUGCUGCGACAGAAAGCCGAGUUCGUCCCUCACCUGGAGUCGGAGGAGGACACCAGCUACUUUGAUACACGCUCCGAUCGUUACCACCACAUCAACACGUACGACGGGGACGACACCAACGAUGACGAGCCGGUGGAGAUCAGACAGUUUUCCUCCUGCUCCCCUCGCUUCAGCAAGGUGUACAGCAGCAUGGAGCAUCUCUCUCAACUGGAGCAUAAAGUUUCCACCUCCGUGUCCCGUCGGGAGCACAAGGGCUCAAGGGAGGACAAGGUGACCAAGAGAGAGAGUCUGGGAAGCUUCAGCAUGAGGGACAAGAGUUGGAGGACUGGAUCUCCUGAAAUGAAGCGCCUUUCCUGCUCUGAGUCGCUCUACGUGGAGGGUGACGCCAGCCCUCCUCUAGGCGCGCGGCGACGCUUCUCGGCGCUGAUGGACACGCAUCGCUUUGCCUCCCCCAUCGAGGGCGAACCUGAAUUUCUGUCCAGGCCAACCCCCAUCAGGGUCCGGGGAACCUCCCUGGACGGGACCGGUGUUCCCUCAACACACCACGGGGAGCCGAGGAACAGUUUGAAAGAGCACAACGGAGCUGACAAGCUGCCUAAGCAAGGAGAGGCACCUGGAGUCGUGAGCGUUAACACGUUAGCUCCCGCAGCAGUGGGCCGCGAUGUGAUGACGCCUCUGUACGACCCUCUCGGGGCUCGGGCCACCAAUGACCUGGUCCUCAGGAGGGCGCGUCACCCGCAUUUGUCUGGGGAUGGGGACAAACGGAACUCCAGGGCUGGCAACAAGGUCAUCAAAUCCGCCUCGGCCACAGCCCUGUCUGUCAUCAUACCGUCUGUGGAGCAGCACGGUGGUUUCUCUCCAUUGGCUAGUCCCAUGUCCCCCCACUCGUUCUCCUCCAAUCCGUCAUCCCGCGACUCUUCGCCCAGUCGAGACUUCUUUCCGGCAGUCAGUGUGCUGCGCUCGCCCAUCACCAUCCAUCGCUCUGGAAAGAAAUACGGCUUCACCUUGAGGGCCAUCAGGGUCUAUAUUGGAGACAGCGAUAUCUACAGCGUGCAUCAUAUAGUCUGGCAUGUGGAGGAAGGCGGCCCAGCCCAGGAAGCCGGUCUGUGUGCAGGCGACCUCAUCACUCAUGUGAACGGUGAGCCGGUCCACGGUCUGGUCCACACUGAGGUGGUCGAGCUUAUCCUCAAGAGCGGCAACAAGGUGACAGUGACGACCACGCCGUUCGAGAACACCUCAAUUAAAGUGGGUCCUGCCCGCAAGGCCAGUUCUAAGUGUAAGAUGGCCCGGAGACACAAGAGGACCGUGGGCAAGGACGCCCAGGACAGUAAGAAGCGAAGCUCGCUGUUCCGCAAGAUCACCAAGCAGUCCAAUCUCCUCCACACCAGCCGCAGUUUGUCCUCUUUGAAUCGCUCGCUCUCCUCCAGCGAGAGUCUUCCCGGCUCGCCAACGCACAGCCUCUCUGCCCGGUCCCCAACUCAAGGGUACCGUUCCUCUGCUGAGACAUCGUACCUGGGUGCUUCAUCUCAAAGCAGCUCUCCAGCCUCCAGCACUCCAAACUCCCCCGCUCCCUCGCAGCACAUGAGGCCCAGUUCCCUCCACGGGCUUUCCCCCAAACUGCACCGCCAGUACCGCUCUUCCCGUUGCAAGUCUGCCGGCAACAUCCCCUUGUCCCCACUGGCCCACACCCCAUCUCCCACCCAGUCCUCGCCUCCUCCCUUACCGGGCCACACUGUGGGAAGUUCCAACACCACUCAGUCCUUCCCUGUCAAGCUCCACUCGUCACCCCCGGUGGUCCGUCCCAGGCCGAAGAGCGCGGAGCCCCCGCGCUCUCCCCUUCUGAAGCGCGUGCAGUCGGCAGAGAAGCUCGGCUCGCCUUUGACGCAGUCCGGCGCGACGGGAGGACUCGGGGGUCCGUUGAGGAAGCACAGCCUCGAAGUGCAGCAUUCUGAGUACCGCAAGGACGCCUUCCUGUGUGAACUGGGCCUCCAGAGUCUGCUCGAGACAGACGGGGAGAGUUUGCCCCCGAAUCCUCCGCCACUGCCGUGCUCCUCGUCCUCUGCGGGCUCGGAGACCCGUGCGCUGAAGCCCGUGAGGAGAUUAGGCAGGCAAGAGUCGCCGCUCAGCAGGGAGACGCUGCUGGCUGGCAGAGAAAGGGAAGAGAAGGAGCGGGGAAGGGAGAGAGAAAGGGAAACCGCAAGCGAGUCGGUCCUGGAGAGAUUGAGCCGCGUUGAAGCGGCGGCGCUCCAGACAUCCUUGACGAGGAGACGUCACGCAGAGCCCUCGAGUUCAAGACCGAGUGGAGAAACCGCAACUACAGCUACAAGCAACGCCACCAAAACAGUAGAAGGUCUCGAUGGGCACAAGGGGUCUGAGAAGAUCAUCCAGUGCCCAAACCCCAAGCAACUCGACCUCAAGGCAGCCAAAGGUAUGUUAUUCGGUUGUAAAUCGCCUCAAGACAACCUUGUAGGAGGUGGAAGGGAACCAAAGCAGGAGGGCGACACUAAUAACGGUCCGUGUUUAAGGAAGAACUCCGCUGCUACUCCUGACAAAGUCAUCAACACUUCACUCAUCGGUAGUCCACUGGCUUUGCGUAAAGCCUUUAAACCCUCAGCUAUGGGGGACAGCUUGAGAAAAGCUGAGAGCAGUGACUCAAGGACUUCAGACCUGAACUCCAAGAGCCCCAAACUGCCUAUUCGGAUCCUCGCUCCCGCAGUCCCCCCGCACGGGCCGCAACUGAGUCUGGGCAAAGUCAGACAGGGUCUGGGGCCCGUCAAUUGCUAUCGGGGAACCCUGGACUGGGAGGACAAAUGUCGGCUGGAGGUUCUCGAGGAGCAUUCGCCCUCUCCUUCGCCGUCCCCGACCGCGGUCAUCCCCUCCCUCUGCGGACCGUCGCUGUGCAAGUCGCGGCCCGUCUCCCCCGGCGACAAGACGAGCUUCGUCAGCCAGCUGACUACCGUGGCCAAGAAUGUGCUCGGCCCGAUCAAGCUGGGCUCCCAGGAAGGCUCCAGGAGCAAAGCAGAGCAGCAGACCAGAACGGCAGACGAGAAGCAGCUGGCCGCGGCUGGAAGAUGUGACCCUGCGGGAGGUAGUCGGGGGCUUGUGGCUGUGGUGACGCAAAGCCCUGCAAGUUCGUCCCAAGAGAAGGCAGCCCAACCAAAAUGCGCAACUGAAACCACAAACUAAAAUGCCUUCAUUGGAUGAACGAUGCAACAAAAGUCAAGCACUUAAAAUGUUGUACAUUCCAAUUUUAGAGCUUAUCAAAUCUUAUUUAUUGAUUCCAAUCAUGGACUGAUUCUACCUUCAACCAGGAUGAGAACAGUCCACUAUAAAGGUGCAUUAACUUUUGAUUAUUUUAAUAAGAAGAUUCUUAAAGUAUUGUGGAACACUUUAUCAGAUGUCUAUAUGUGUGAGUCCACGUGGAUGCAUGUCCUGUGGUAUGUACUGUACAUGUAAACUAGGUAUAAGAAGGUCGAAAAAGUGCUUUAGUCAUCAAAACUGUGAAGACCAAAUCGCGUGGCUCCGUUUUGUCGUAAACUGUGGCACAGUCACACCGUAACGUUUGCUUUAAACAACACACACAGGACCAGCGAUGAGACGAUUGCGCUAGUUUAUUCUCCAUGCGGCGGUUUAUUUUGGCCCACGGACGGCGCCGUCAGAGGGCGUCACAUCUUGCGCGCGUACGGCUCUAUUACUGGUGUUUCUGGUGCUGACAGAGCUCAAGCUCAGCGCUUAUCUCCUCCUCACAGGAGGGCCACCGCCGCCCUUCACACACACGCAUUGCCACCGGAGGCGGCCGUGUCAGCAGCUGAUAUUGGCGCGUUUGAAUGCAUAUCCCCGCGUGCUCUGUGAAACGUGUUUGCCCGAAAGCGAGCCAAGCGGUGCACACAGCGCUCAAAACACUGUUGAUUCGGCAAUGACAAACAACUGGAAAUAAAACAAUAGGUCACCCAUUAUAUUAACUUGCUUUAGUUGUUCCUGCUGACUGAAAACGAAUUGCUUGUGAUUGUGUUUGAGGGCGUGCUCGCAAUACUGCAGGCAAUCUGUGCCACACUCAAGCACGCUUGACAUCUAAACUCUCAAUUGCUUGACUCAGUGCCGUGCUUGAGCACGGUAUACAGUCAGGUCCAGAACAAAAUUUGCAUCUCUUUGGAUCUAAACACCGCCAAAUGUGAUUUGAAAUGAAACGAACGAGAUGUCCUUUAACUCCGGACUAUAAUUUCAUCCAAAUCAGGAAAUGACAGUGUAGAAAUGACAACAGUUUGGAAAUAUAUUCCUCCCACUUUUGAAGGGACCAGGUGUAAUGGGACAAUUGGCUGCUCGGUUGUUGCAUGCCAUUUACAAGGAGCACAUAAAAGGUCUGGGGUUCAUUUCAAGUGUGCCAUUUGCAUUUGGAAUCUGUUGCCGUCAACUCUCAGUGAGUUCCGAAGAGUUGUCGCUAUCAGUGACAAUCUAAACAAGCCCAUUAGAGAGAUCACUCUCUGAUCCGUUGUGUUGGUUUUGAGCCAAAAAGGUGAGAAUUGUUUCCAAGUCCCGAUAUUUAGUGACCUGACUGUAUUUUCCCGGGCCAAACCGGACAACACUGAACAAAAUUAUGGAACUACGUGAGUCCAAAUUUGAUAAGAACAAACUUGUAAUUUUACUCUUUUUUUUUUUUUUUUUUACUCUAAAAAGUAUGAAUUUUUACAAAAAUAAGGAUUUUCAUUUUAUUUGAUCAGUGAACCAGACGUGUUUUUAACAAAUAUUACAUGACAUAUGAUAUUACCAAUAUAUAUAACUGGCUGCUCAGACUGUUCCAUUUAUGUUUGUAUGGGAAUAUUGACAUAUCCUCGCUAAAAUUAAAAAUGUGCUCCCCUUGCUUCAUCCUCGUUACCUCACACGUAACUCUUCAUUUUACUCUUUGUUUCUUCUCAGUGUGGCCCUUUGAAAUAACCAUAACGACUCAAGAUAAGCCGAAAAAUCCACAAAGUUGCAUUAGCGCAGUGUGGUAUCAUGAAAUGAUGACAUCAUUCUGGACAUGCUUGACGGCGAGGGUUAAGUGCUUCACUAUACAGUUAGGGACAUCUGAUCCAGUAUUUGUGCCCCCUCAUAGAUACACGUACAACGGACACGAGCGCGUGCACAAAAAUGUGUUGAUUUGAGCCCAAACAGGGAGAAAAGCAGGCAGUUGUGGAUGCAGCAUCAAGAAAUGGUUUUGCAAAAAGGGCUCAAUGGAUAACAAAUGGAGGGAUAUGUAUCAAAUAAGAGCUUUAUUAUAUAUAAUACAAUAUAUUGUGGUUUAAGGUAACCAAAAUCAGAUGGUUUCAUGUUGCUAUAUCGUGUUUAAUGUCAAUCAGAACAAUGAUCGCAUCCAUCUCCAUGUAAGUCAUAACAGUAGCUAGCCGGUGUACUUUAUGCAAACUGUGCGUGUGACAGUAGGACUAAAUGAUCUCACUUCAGUUGUGUCGUGCAUUGUUUAUUGCCACUCAACUGCUUAUAUCAGUUCAGCGUCAGUUUAAUUUGAAAACAUGCAAACACGUGAUAGACACACGUUCAAAUGUUUGACUUUAAAAAAAAAAAAAUUUCCCAACAACAACAUUUGCAGUCAGUUUAUGAAAGGGAAGUUGCAUUUGUGUAGAAAAGCAAAAUGUGGAGGGCACAUGAAGGUUACACAUCACUGGGCCAGCAUACAAAACAUUUGAUGUGUCUUUUAUCAAGUGUUGGUUGAUUUUGAUCCAAUGAUUAAUUUUGUGAUCCACAAAUCAUGGUAUAAUUCUAUUUUUAUUCCCGCUGGUAAAAAAAACAAAUAAUAAUAAUAAUGCAGUACAGCCAGGGUUCAAGCAGUUCAUGCAGUUUGCGGUUGAUUGGUACUGUACUGACCCCCAGUGGUUCCAACAUGAGUCACUCAAAUGUGCAAUAACGAACUGCAAGUGAAACAAAUCGAAGGAUCGCUUAUGUGGUGGAGAACAGACGUUGGUAGCUGCAGCCUGGUUUACUUAAUAUGCAUUUAUACGUGUCAAAUGACCAAGUAUUAGCAGUAUUGAAAGUUUUCUGUGUUUAUGUGGUCAUUUUCCUUGGGGUGAUGGGCAAACAAACUAAAUACAGUGUAAAGGUCAGGAUAGGAUCAUUUUUAUAAGUUGACAUCAUUUGAGUCCCUGAGUAAAAUAAUUGUAAUGUUUUACUGCUCAUUCCCAUUUUCAGGCCUUUUACAGCACGGUAGCGUUGACACUCGUGUUACACAUUCGAGACUGCAGAGUUAUUUGAAUGCACUUUAUUGAAAAAUAUAAUGUAUGUGCAUUACUCUGAGGGAAAAUGACAUGUCUGAGUUUGAUGAUUUAAUGAAAACAUUCCACUUUUAUAUGUUCACUAAUAAUGUAUUUAUUUGUACCUUGAUUUUAAUUUUUGUUUGUGCUAGAGACCUCAAGUGCAGUGAGUGGAAUAAAAUGUGGAGAGUUGUUCCCUAA